Molecule: messenger RNA, 1882 nt
Organism: Pelobates fuscus (common spadefoot toad)
Lineage: Eukaryota; Metazoa; Chordata; Amphibia; Anura; Pelobatidae
Product: NXPE family member 3-like
Exons: 6
Coding region: 56-1660 (534 amino acids)
Source: RefSeq, a predicted model, not a curated record
GAGCUGAUGAAUUGACGUCUGCCUUACCUGUGUCACAGGUAACACGUCUGCUGCAAUGAGUGGGACUAAGAGGAUUUGUGCGGCUCUGUUUGUCAUUUUGAUGUGCACAUUUGGGUUUUUUUAUAGGUCAAUGAGAAUUGGACUUUAUGAAAAAUGCCAGCCACCUCAACCUAAUAAUAUUUUAGCCUUGUCUGACCAAUUUAUUUCCAAUGACCUUAACCAACAACAGUCAAACACUGAACUACUAAAUCUAAUACAAUGGCCUGAUAAUCCACUAAAAGAGCUCCAGUAUUCUAACUCUACCAGUCCCAAACAAAGUCAAUAUCACAUAGUGAAUAAGAGGGCCAAGUACAAAGUUGGAGAGACUUUAGAAGUUCUCAUCAUGGCCAAAGACCACAUGGCUCGACCCAAGACCUAUGGAGGAGACUAUUUUCGGGUCAAGCUUCACUCUCCGAAAUUUAAAGCUGGAGUAACUGGCCACGUGAAAGACUAUAGAAAUGGAAGCUAUCUAGCAACAUUCCUCCUGCCAUGGCCCGGGGAAGCACAAGUCAACAUCCGUCUCAUUCACUCCAGUGAAGCCGUCUCUGUGUUGAAGGACAAAAGAGAGAAACAUCCAGACAAGGUCUUCUUUCAUGGGUAUUUUGAAUCGAAUGGCGUAAGUGAGGUAAAAGAGUGUAAUCUGAAGGUUUCAGGAGAAAACGUAUGUGAAUAUAAGGACCCUGUUACUGGGGAAAUUUGGCAGUGCGUUAAGCCACAGAAACUACCAUGUGACACCUGGAUCUAUCACUCCAUGGGUUCAUUUCGCCAGGUGACAAAUGCUGUGGAGAAUACACUCCUAAAUAGAUCUGUCACUAAUCAGGAUAUUCCCAGCACAGAGUCACCAAUCAACAUUGAAGCACAAAGCACUAUAAACCUCACCUCUAGUCUUUCAGUUUGUAAGACUGGUCAGGAGCCAACGCAGCCCUCGGGGUAUUAUUAUAAUGACCAGUGGAUAUCCCUGGUAUGUAUGGGGCAACAUUUCCCUCAGCCAGAUGAUGCUCGUGCCUGUCUACGUGGGAAAGAUAUCUACAUGUUUGGCGAUUCCACCCUACGCCAGUGGUUUGAAUAUCUGGAAAAGUUCAUCCCAUCACUCAAGAGGAUAGAUCUCCAUCUUAAUUACCAGUCGGGGCCCUUACUGGCUGUAGAUCUGGACUAUGGGAUAGUAAUGCGCUGGAGGGCCCAUGGACUGCCCCUGAGGACUACCAAGACCUUGACCUCUAACCUACACUACGAGGCAGCACACAUUUCUGGGAUAGGCGGAGGACCUUACACAGUUGUCGUUAUAACACUCUGGGCCCACUUCACUACCUACCCAGUCGAUGUCUAUUUGCAAAGGUUGGCUCGAGUUCGUAAAGCAGUGGCUUCUCUGUUAUUCCGGAGCCCACAAACCACAAUACUCAUCAAAUCUGCUAAUACUGGGUACAAGACAAUAUAUGGAAGUGACUGGUUAUCCCUUCAGCUCGAUAUUUUAAUGAGAGCAGCCUUCAAAGGGAUGGCUGUUACUGUACUUGAUGCCUGGGACAUGACCUCUUGUCAUUAUCUACCCGAUAAUAUUCACCCUGGGCCACCCGUUGUCAGGAAUGAAGUGGAUCUUAUGUUAUCUUAUAUUUGUCCCAAAUGAGAUAGAGUGCAUUAGGAUUUUAUUCCAAACCAAACAAAAAAACAAUUAAUUGCUGCACUACAUAAGUCUUAAAAGCAUUAAUUACUCUCAGGUAUGGGUUGCUUUGAACCUCGGGUUUAUGGUGAAGAUGUUUUUUUUCUUAUUAUUCGUUAAGCAGAAGAAAUCUAGUCAGUGUGGACUUCAGGAAUCUGGGUGAAUUUCUAAAGGUCCAAUGCAGUCUAG